CUGCUCAAAUACACCUGAGGGUGAAGUCUGUGUGAUAUACGUUGAGCGUGUGCAGACAAACUAUCAGGUUGUUCUGGAAGCCUGAAGGUGUGGCUGUGAGGACGUGCUGCCCCCACCUGAAUGGUAUAUUGCCGAGAAAUAUCAAAGAGGCUCAACUAUAACAACAUUUUGGGAGGAAAGCACCAUGUCAGCCUUUAAGCCUAGAUCUUUGCAGACUCUGGUUCUGACCCCGGAGCAGAUCCCGAGUUUCUUUCUCCUACCCUGCAGUCCGCAACCUUAUCCGGUGUCCCCGGAGAGGACCAGACUGUCUCAUGAUGGUGAGAGCCCCCGCAAGAACCCACCUAGCCCUGCGUCCUCUCCCAGAUUCCACACACCCCUACCAGUCAUUCCCCCUCACACUGCCGCUGCUGCUGCAGAAUCUGCGGACGUAGACAUGGACCUGACCACGCGUGCAGCCAUGUCGCUGUGUCACGUGCCGAAGGUGACCACGCCCUACGGUUUCCGCAAUGUGUUGGCUGUGAGCCCCUGCACACGGCGGCGGGAGUCCCUGUUUCAUCGGAACAAAGGAGACCCCCUCACUGUAUCUGACCCAGCAGACCUUGGUCCUGGUCCCAGUCCUAGGAGGCGUUCUAGGACAGCAUCACUGCAUCCCAUGAGGACUCUGGGUCUGCAGGUCAUUAAGGUGCUCCAGAGACCUGCAGCUGCUCUAAAAGCUCUGAGUCCUGCAAUCCAAAGGACUAUCCCCAAGUGAUGUCACAUGCAACCACACCCAUCUGACAGGUGGAGCAGUUCUGAAACUGCUGCUGGUUUUAAGCUGUUUUAAUAAAGUGUUUGAAUUACA
Molecule: messenger RNA, 841 nt
Organism: Oreochromis aureus
Lineage: Eukaryota; Metazoa; Chordata; Actinopteri; Cichliformes; Cichlidae
Product: C2 calcium-dependent domain-containing protein 4A-like
Exons: 2
Coding region: 185-751 (188 amino acids)
Source: RefSeq, a predicted model, not a curated record